Messenger RNA from Choloepus didactylus (southern two-toed sloth), 8225 nucleotides. It is a transcript of the gene DNAJC24, whose product is annotated as DnaJ heat shock protein family (Hsp40) member C24. The transcript has 4 exons. Gene Ontology annotation, biological process: positive regulation of ATP-dependent activity. Lineage: Eukaryota; Metazoa; Chordata; Mammalia; Pilosa; Megalonychidae. Gene Ontology annotation, molecular function: ATPase activator activity; ferrous iron binding. Bases 2133 to 2585 code for a protein of 150 amino acids. The record is from RefSeq and is a predicted model, not a curated record.
UUACCCAUUGUUUCCUUCUUUAGAGGAUCCUUAUAGGAGUUUGUUACAUUGCGAAAUGACGAAGGGAAACUGUGCCUCUCCCACAGCCCCAGUUCUUUACCAGUUGGCUAAGUGAGACCUCAUUGUCUGCAUCCCUUCUGGACACCUCAGGGACUCAAUGGUGGGGAAUUCACAUGGCUUCUAUCCUUCCAGCCACACUUUAUGCUUGCUUAUUGAUGAUUGGUGACAGUGGUGACACCACAGCAGAGUUGGUCUGGCAAGCAGAAAUCCAGGCACCCACCUCUCAGAUCUCGGUGGAUCUCAGGACUCGAGACCAGUGCCCUUCAACUGGGAAGUGCUGGACUGUGAGAUCUCUUGGGGUCUGGGAUAUUUUUUGAGGGGAGUUAAAAGAUAUGCAGUGUUUUUAGGUGAGAAGUAGAUGGAGAAGAAAGGGGAAGUUUUUAAAACUGUUGGUGAGUUUUGAAGAAUAAGAGUGAAGAGAUGGAGAAUUUUGGAAAUUAACUUGGUGGCUGAACUGUUGUUUUUCUCUUUGUCUUGUUUUGGGAGGAGAGAAAAUUAGGGAUGUGAUGAGUACCUUUGGGGAGAAAGUCCUCAGUUUUUAUAAAGUUAUCAAAGAUUAAGAAUGUCCACUGAUUUGCACAAAAUAUUUUAAUGGAGUCUAUAUUUAAUAGUCUCAUAUUUAAACUACUUUGGUCUGUGUGUAAGUUUCCUGUGGCUAUUGAAACGAAUACCACAAACUAAGUGGCAUAAAACAGAAAUUUAUUCUCUCAGAGUUCUGAAGGCCAGAAGUCUGAAAUCAGUAUCACUGGGAUACAAUCAAGGGGCUGGCAGGGGUCUUCUAACUUCCGGUGGCCGCCAGCAUUCUUUGUGUUGUGAGUUCAUCCCUCUAAUCUCUAAGGCCAGUGCCUUCAAAUCUCUCUCUACUCCAUCUUCAUAUUACUUCUCUAUGUGUUUUAAAAUCUCACUCGGCGUCUCUCUUACAAGAAUACUUGUGAUUGCAUUUAGGACUCACCUAGAUGAUAAUCCAGGACAAUCUGCCCAUUUCAGGAUCUUUAACUUAAUGACAUCCACAAAGACCUUUUUUCCAAAUAAGAUAACAUUUACAGGUUUCAGAGUUUAGGAUCUGAUAUCUUUGGGGGCCAUUUUCAGCCUACCACAGACUGUAUUAUUCCUUUUUAGACCUUAAUUUUACUCUAGAUCUGGCUCUCAAAGCAGAUUAUACUGAGACUCUUGACAUCCCAAAUGACUUACUUAUUUUUUGGCAAUAAUUGCCAUUUUUAAUUGAACCACUUUUCAUGGAGUACUGUUGCAUUCUAGUAGCACAAUAAAAUAAACUUAAAACCCUCAAAUAGCUAAUUAUUUCAAAAAGUAGUCAGGAAAACAGUAAGUUAGUGAAAGAGAUUAAAUUGUACUUUGACUGUCACAGAACUGGCAUAUGACUCAAUAAAAUUUAGUGAUAGCUUUUAGUUUUGGGCAGCCACGAACUAAUUCUUGGUUUUAUAAGGCUUUAUUGGUCAGGUUGGUGUAUGAGCAAGGCCUAAUCUUUUAUACUCAUUGUACCACGUGAAUUUCUGUAGUGGCCUAUUACAAAUUACAUGUCUUCAUCUAUACUUCCUAGGAGCAUAUGGUUUAUAGCUUAUAGCUUAGAAUGAUUUCUUCAGACCCUUAGUUAAUGCUUGUGACAUAUUUAGAUUAAGACUUUUCACAUUAAAGUGUUUUUUAAAUAUAUACUGGUGGCAUAUUUAAGUAUACUGAAUGCUUUAGAUUAUUGAAUCCUACCAGACUUACUACAUAAAUCUUCCUUUUGUGUUAGAGGAAUGGAUGAGCUAGAGAAUCUCAGUGCAGCCAGUUCUGUUUUGGCUUUGGGAUAUUGCUUUAAAUGUCUCAACCUUAGGGAUUGCCUAAAUCUCAAUAUGGGAAUAAAUUUUUAUGAGCAUUGUUUGAUAAAUGGUUGGGAAAAAAAGAGAUACAGAAAAAUCCUUAGUUUCCUUUUCUUUUAUUCAGUCAUCAUUUUAGUUGGUUUAUAUAUGUAAAUAUUGAUAACUGAUAGAUUUGGCACAGGAAGAGACAGAUUGCAAGAGGGAAAAUGGAAGGCUAAUUCUCAUUUGCCCUGUAAUUUUUCUCUAGCAUGCAUGAUGUUCAUUAAUUCUUCUGUGCAGCCAAAUAUUACAAGAACUUUUCUUCUUCUAGUUGGGGAUCAUCAGCGUUGUGAAGAACUUCAGCAUGAGAACAGAUUUACUGUUGAAUAUCAUCCAGACAAACAAAGUGCAGAUGUGCCAGCAGGAGCAGUGGAAGAAUGCAUCCAGAAGUUCAUCGAAAUUGAUCAGGCGUGGAAAAUUCUAGGGAAUGAAGAGACAAAAAAAGAGUAUGACCUGCAGCGGCAUGAAGAUGAUCUGAGAAGUAUGGGACCAGUAGAUGCACGAGUAUAUCUUGAAGAACUGUCCUGGAAUGAAGAUGAUCAUUCUUUUUCGCUGAGUUGCCGAUGUGGUGGAAAAUACAGUGUUUCCAAGGAGGAAACAGAAGAAGUUAACCUGAUUUCUUGUGAUACAUGUUCACUAAUUAUAGAACUCCUUCAUUCUAGCUGAAAUUGUUCAUUACUUGAAAUCCUUUAACUUGUUUAUUCAGACAUGUUGAGAAGAAUCCAUUCAAGCAAACGUUUAAAGAAGUAGAUUCUUUUUUGUCUGCCGUAUUAUUUGCAGAGGAAAUACUCUAUUGUCAAGCAGACGCCAGCUGCUAAAAAUAAUAGAAAAUUUAGUUAUUUAUAUGUAUUUAUAAUUUACUUACAGAUUGCCAAAUAAAAAAAGGACUUGAAAUACAAAUUAUAAUUAGUCAAUUCUCAUUUGAGAAUUUGUUACUGAUUCACCUUAAGAAUAUUCUUUUUCCUCAUGUAAGCAUGUCUCCUGCUUUAGUGGGUAACAGUAUCAUCAUAUUCCUUUGCAGCUAGUUUCUGAUGUAACAGAUGAUGUGUCUAGGUAGAGAUAGGCCUAUCCUACCUCUGUUUCAAAUUGUAAGUUAAUUAGAAUUAAAUUAGAAUCUUUGUGAAUAACGUGAGUCCACUUCUUCCACAGCGAAAGCUGGAUAUGGAUAUUCACAAAGUUAUUUUGAAGUUAAAGGCAGCAAGGGGCAACUGUAAAAAGAAGGAUGGAAUUAAAAUCAGAAGGCUUAACUCAGAUCUUGAGCCCAUAUUUUCAAAUCCAUGCAGCAAUACUAAAGGGACUAAGCUCUUAAACACUGCCAUUUUUAACUUUAGAAUGUAAUUUUGGAAAUGGAAGCCUUUUAAAAAAUAAUUUGAAACAGGUAUAGUAAUCUCCUUUUUAUGUCAAAUUAUUACAGUAGUUAUGCCUAUAUUUAUGAAUAAGGAACCAUUCCAUUGCUGAUAUGAUGAAAUGAACUUUUAUAAUGUAUUAUUCUGAUUAUAGCAGACUGUAAAUGUCAUGACCCUUAAAGAGUUAUUUUUCUAUGUACAGUUGAUUCUCAUUAUGUCUGGUAGCUAAUGUUCUGUACAGUUGCUGCAACACUGAAUUAGCGAAUACUGAACCAUUCCUCUUAGAGGAAAUUCCUAUGAGCCUCUGGUCAUCAAUCAGUACAGAACCUUGUUUUAUGUGUUUUUGUUUAAAGAGUCCUUACAUAUUUCUUACAAAUAAUUAUAUGCAGUAUUUCUUUACGAUAUACAAUAUUUGAAUUACAGCACUUUUGUGUUAUCUAAUCUCACUACUAUAACUCUUUCACUCAGUUGAAAAAACACAUAUGUAAACAGUAUACAUACACAGUACUCAAGGGAAACAUACAGAAGAGGAAGAUGUUGAUGAAGACGGCAUGUUGACUUCUGGCAGUUCUACCUCAGGAGUUUGGCUUUCAUGACUCAUUGAAUUUGCUUAAAAAAUUGCGUCAGCCUUGUCGAUUGGCUUUUUGCCUCAAAUUUUUAAGGUUCUUGGUAUAAGGGGUGAAUGCAGUGGUGGUUAGGUGCUUAAAUUUGAGGAUGCAUUCAAGCAUAGGGUCACAUUCUUCCAGGUCAUUGAAAAUUUUUCCAAGGCAUAAACUAUUCCAAUACUUUGGCCACUGUGAGAGGGACAAUUCUUGGAGUCUUAGGCUGAUUUUCAUAGUCACCUUUGGCCAUUACUGAGUUCUUGUUUGCCAUCUCAUCCAGGUCUUCAUUGGUGAGUCUUACUAUCUUCUUUGCCAAAAUUUCUUCCACGUCGUCUUCCCUCACGUCGUCAAAGCUUUCUCUACCUGUAUGCCAUGCAGUACAUAUUAUUUUUUAAACAUCAUUCUUUAUAUUUUCUGUAACACUUAAGAAGCCUUUGAAAUUUUUCAUGCAGUCCAGUCACAUAUCUUUCCAACAUGAUGAUACCCUGUUUGAUGCUCUCCCAGGCUUUACCGACAUAACCAGUAAUAUUGUGUAUAGUGACUGACUUCCAGUAGUCCAUCAUGUUGGCUUCCUUGUUGGUUUUGAGAGCCUUGCAAGUCUUCCUAUAAAGCUUCCUUGUAUAGUGCACCUUGAAAUAUUUUAUUAUGGCCUGACCAAGGGGCUGGAUGAGAGAUGUAGUAUUUGGGGCAUGAAAAAAACUUCCUUGGGGUGGGAAUUUUUGAGUUCUCAUGGCAGUGGGCUGGAGCAUUAACUAAAAACCUUAAAGGCAAGGUUCUUGCCUAGAGAUAGAUAGUGUUCAACUUCUGAGACAAAGCAGUUGUGGAACCACUUCCAGAGUGUUUCAAAGGUCAUCUGUGCUUUUUUGUUCCACCUCUAAUAGACAGACAUGUGGUUCUGGUUUUUCCUUUAAGUGCUCCUGGAUUUGGGUUUCUGUCUACCAUUUAGGGUUUGCACUUAAAGUUCUCUUUGCAAUGGUGCACUAUAGCAAGGUUGCUGGUCUUCAGAUGAUUUAAAGCAGCAGCUUUGAAGGCCAUUUGUAUUAUAUAGAUUUGUUUGCCGAAGUCCUUGUAAAAAAACCAGUCUUGUCUCAUCACUAUUGAAAACUUGUUCUUCCAUAUAAUCCUUUUCCUAUAUAACAAUUAGCAGGUAUUUUUAAAAUGCUUCUGCAGCCUUCUGAGCUGCAGAACCUGCCUGCAAGUUUAACAUUUUUCACGCCUUUGAAACGUGCAAGCAAACUAGCCAGCACAAGCCAAGAAGGGUUUAACAUUCUCCUGGCCCAGGGCAACAUGACCAUAAAUUUCUUUGGCUUUCAGCCUCAAAACAAUGUUGUCCAUUACAUUUCUUUAAAAAAAAUUGGCCGUCAACUCAUGAAUUCACAAUUUAGCCACUUUCCCAUAGCUUCAUCAUGCACUAUAGAUGUUACCUUAGCACUUCCCAGAGUGGCUUCAUGUUACAGAUUGGCAAGUUUCCUCUUUUGUUUUUCUGGGUGUACCAUAUUGUUGAUUCAUUAACACUUAAAUCACAGCCAGCAGUACUAUAACUGAUGCCUGAAGGAAGCUUAUCUAACAGAUGUAUUUUCUCUGUAAGGCACAUCACAGCUUUGCACUUAAGAACACCACUUAUGUUCUUAAGGACAGCACUUCAGCACUAUAUUGAGGCCAGUUUAGGAGCAAAAUCAUCAACAAAAACAUAAAAAUGUGAAAAACAUGGCACUAAAUAUACUGUACUGGGAAAAGAACACUUGCUCAGUCUGAGAGGUGAAACAAGAAGGCAAAGAACAUUGCCUUGUUCAACCUUAGCUGGGAAUGAGUACUUCAGGCAACUCAAAUUUUUCACUGUUCUGCACAUACCCAUGAAUGACCACAAAAGCACCAUGAGUAUUGAUUUUGGGGUUAUAAAUUUUAGCAAGUAGGUUAGUUUGCAAAUACAGAAUCCACAAGUAAAGAUCAACUGUAUUAUUCUGUAAUUCAGAAUUCAUUUAAAUAACUUCAAGGGAUCCUUUAAGGGAUCACUGAAACUUUUUGAGUGGGCCAAGCAUGUGACUUAGUGGCUUUUUAUUAUGUGAAACUUGCUAUUAGACUGGACUUCAAAGUAAUAGUAAGUAUUCUCACUUGUAAAUGUAGCUGAAGUAUGAGGCAUAUUUAAAAAUAGAGUGGAUUACUUUCAUUAAAUGUAUAAAACCAAAAAUUCUAAAAGUGAGGUAGUCGUUCAGGUUUUCCACUCAAAAUAUAUUUUUAUCAAUUUUAAAAUUUAGGUAACUUUUGGUUUAAAUUUUUAUAUAUUUUGAACUAAUGUAACUUAGAGUGUGUAUGGCUUAUUCUUUACAUUUAAACAUUAAAAAUAAAAGUGAAUAGCAAAUAUUUUAUUGGUAAAUACAUGGUUGAAAUGACAGUAAUAAAAUCACUUGAACAGGAGACAGUAAUCAAAUCAAAAGAAUAAAUGCUUGCUAAUCAUCAGAAAAUCUGUGGCCAUUGGGGCUGUCACGUAGAAAUCCAAACUCACUCAGAGGCCAAAUCUGUAAAAUUGAAGACAAUUAAUGAAAGUGAUGUUACAUCACCACCAUAUUCCCUUUUUUUUCAUUCAUCCCUUUUCUCUAUAUCAGAUAAUAUUUAGUCAAGAAUAAAAUUUUUCCGUAUCAUAGUAAGACUUUAGAAAAUAAACGUAUGUAUAUAUAUGUGUGUGUGUGUGCGUGUAAGCUGUAUAAAGUUUGCAUCAUUCAAACAUUAUAUAAGAAAUGUGUAUAAUGUGAAUAUAUACAUGGGUAUAUAAUAUGUGUAUGUAUUUUCUUAUCCUACCCUCAGUAAGAUUUAACUGUAAGCCUUCAACUUAGUGUUUAGGAUUUAGGUACUUGAAUACGAUCUCUUUUUAAGUAUAAAGAAUUAAAUUAUCCAACAGCCCCAGUAUUCAUCUCUGUUUAUAGCCUUAACUGCUUGUAACAAAAAAGAGUCAGUGAAAACAAUAACUUAGUUCUAAGGAUGAAACAUUUACUGCAAUUACAAUUAAGUCCAUUUCUCACUGUACUUUAACUGGGGUAGGUAUCCCUGUUACAAGUGGUUUGAGUCUAGACUGCUUCUCUGCAAAUGCAUACAUAUUAAUAAAUGCUCAGAUGUGAGUAUGGUUGUAAAAGUUGUAGGAGAGAAGGAGAUUCUUUAGGCUACAACUAAGGUAAUUUGAACUUUAUUACUCAAACAGAAAAACUAUUCUGGGAAUUCUCAAUUACCCAUAUCUGUGGUGGGGGAGAGAGUGGGAACUAACAUUUUACACAUAGCCAUGAAGGUAAGGCCAACAUAUUCAUAAAAUGUAAUCAUUGCAUCAUGUCCACUUAAAGCCUAAUGAUUUCAAAGUUCAUUCUGAGAGAAACAUUUUAUUUUUCAAUUUAAAGAGAAUCUACAUUUUAAGCAGAAAACAGUACCUUAAAGAAGAUACGUCCUCUUAUUAAUCCAUAUGGAAUAGGUCCAUAGCACCUGGAAUCUGUAGAAUUCUGUAGAUUAUCACCUUCUAACCAAACAUGACCCAUUGGUACCUAGAAUUAGAGAAGAAAAGCAGCCCCUUUAAAAAAGAAAAAAAAACUAAUUUGGAUAUUAUAGAUAAAAAGUAUGUCUUUUGGAGGUAAGGAUGAAAUGUUCUAAAGUUCUCUUUUAUAAAAUACAAACCUUUCAAUUUACAGUUUUUACUUUUCUUUCUUAAACUAAUAAUUUUUAUUAAAUAGCAAAGGUUUCAACUUUUUUUUAAAAACUCCUUUACCUUUUCAUCAUUAUUCUCUUUUUGUUUAACACAAUCCCCAAACUAAGGUAGAAAAGAUCAAAACAGUGUGACGGGGUCAUUAAUUUAAUAUACUUUAAAAGAGGUCAUUAGGCUGCUGACUGAAAAUGUGCUUUCCUGUCUCAAUAACAGCAUAAGCAGGGCAGCCACUCAGCAACAUCCUGGGGCCAAAAUCAAGGCCAUACCUAUUAGAAUACUUACGAUGAGUUAAAUGGUAAUUGAUUGUGACAUCAAUUAGAAAUAAUGUCAGCAGUUUGAGUGGGCUUGUCAGAAUUCUAAUUAAGAUCCCUGUUCUGACUUUGUACAGGCCAUAUCUUUAAUGCAUUGUACUUCAAUAAUGACCAUCAAGAACCAGAAAGACCUAUUAAAAAAUCAUCAGUUGUAAAAUUAACAAGGGUGACCUUCUAUUGAAUGAAAAAACCCUAUCUCCUGUAAGUCCUGCGUAUUAAUUGGUAAAUAUCAUAAGUUUAAAUUUUCACUCCAUGACAAUGAUAAGCUUACUUAGGAAGAAAAACAUUACUAUAAAAAAUGCAUUCUAUUAUAUGAAACAUUUGCCCAUUAAUAUCUGUUUAAGAUAAACUUAAAAAAAAUUAUU